CUCACAGGGCUAAUGCACCACAGACCAGAAGACCCUGUCGACUACUUGGAAAGUUGCCUGAAGAAAGUGAAGGAGCUGGGAGGACCCGACAGAGUGCGGUGGGACACCUUUGUGGCCCAGGAGAAGAGGACAUUGCCUCCUCUGAAUGGUUGCCAGAGCAGAAGAUCCUUCUUUAGGAAUGUUCUGCCUGACACUCCCAGUUUUCCUUAUCAACGCUAUGACCGUCUGCCUCCCAUCCAUCAGUUCUCCAUCGAGAGUGACACCGAUCUGUCUGAAACUGCGGAGCUCAUCGAGGAAUACACAGUGUUCGACCCAGUCAAACCACACCCUUGGAUUCUGCUGCUUAUAGGUGGCCCAGGCAGUGGGAAGGGAACUCAGAGUCUGAAGAUCGCCAAGCAUUAUGGAUUUGAAUACAUUUCAGUGGGAGAGCUUCUCAGAAGGAAAAUGAUCCACAACACAACUUGUAACAGGAAGUGGAGUUUAAUUGCCAAAAUAAUCACCAAUGGGGAAUUGGCACCACAGGAAACAACCAUCACUGAGAUCAAACGUCGUUUGAUGCAACUGCCAGACGCACAAGGAUUUGUCAUUGACGGAUUCCCCCGGGAUGUUGCCCAAGUGUUGUCCUUUGAAGACCAGAUCUGCACCCCAGAUUUAGUUGUGUUCCUUGCCUGCGCAAAUCACCAGUUGAAAGAGCGGCUGGAAAAGCGGGCAGCACAGCAAGGUCGCCCUGACGACAAUCCCAAAGCCAUCCAGAGACGAUUGACAACCUUCAAACAAAACACCAUCCCGUUGGUCAAGUAUUUCCAGGAAAGGGGGCUGAUUGUUACGCUGGAUGCAGACCGAGAUGAGGAAGAGGUGUUUUAUGACAUAUCUGUGGCAGUCGACAACAAAUUGUUUCCUACCAAAGAACCUGUGGCUGGCCCCAGUGAACUUGACCUCAGUUUGCUCGUGGAUGUCACAGAUGCUGUUGGUGUUGAGUCAGACUCUGAUGAUCAGAUGGAUAAGUGGUCCACAACUUCUGAAGAUUGCAAAAUGGAAGAAAACCUGAAGCAAACCAAGGUUAUAUUUGUUAUCGGUAAGUAG
This is a messenger RNA of Rhincodon typus (whale shark), 1083 nucleotides long. It is a transcript of the gene ak5, whose product is annotated as adenylate kinase 5. The record is from RefSeq and is a predicted model, not a curated record. Bases 13 to 1083 code for a protein of 356 amino acids. Gene Ontology annotation, biological process: nucleoside triphosphate biosynthetic process. The transcript has 9 exons. Lineage: Eukaryota; Metazoa; Chordata; Chondrichthyes; Orectolobiformes; Rhincodontidae. Gene Ontology annotation, cellular component: cytosol; cytoplasm. Gene Ontology annotation, molecular function: nucleoside diphosphate kinase activity; ATP binding.